AUGACUGGGAGGGCGACGAGGGGGUCGAGGAGGAGGAGGACGAGGACGGAUCGGGCCGGGCUCCGCUUCUCGGUCGCCAGGGCCCACAGGCACCUCCGGUCCGGGCGGUACGCGGACCGCGUCGGGGUAGGCGCCGCCGUGUACCUCGCGGCCGUCGUGGAGUACCUGGCCGUCGAGGUCCUCGGGAUCGCGGGGGACGCCGCGCGCGAUGACGGGAGGUCGCGCAUCUCUCCGCGACACAUCCAGCGGGCCGUCUACAUCGACCCGGAGCUGAGCCGGCUUCUCAGUGACGUCACCAUUUCCAACGGUAGAAUCGGAACGAGUGUCUGA
Darwinula stevensoni is the source of this 330-nucleotide messenger RNA. The record is from the annotation of a GenBank genome assembly. NCBI's taxonomy places the organism in Eukaryota, Metazoa, Arthropoda, Ostracoda, Podocopida, Darwinulidae.